Messenger RNA from Populus nigra (black poplar), 1900 nucleotides. Its product is annotated as protein SRC2-like. The transcript is spliced from 2 exons. Lineage: Eukaryota; Viridiplantae; Streptophyta; Magnoliopsida; Malpighiales; Salicaceae. Bases 569 to 1675 code for a protein of 368 amino acids. The record is from RefSeq and is a predicted model, not a curated record. Gene Ontology annotation, biological process: defense response.
UCUCCACAACAUUCUCUCUUCACAAAAAUAAAAAAACCCCAAAUCGAUUUAACCAAGUUAGGUUUUUUUUAAGAUUAUUAUCAUGGUAUUCAGCAGUUCCAGUCACUUCUCUCGCUGCUAAUAUCGCCUUUUUCGCUGCAUUGCUCUCGUCUUAUUGAUUGAAGUCAAAUGGAGACAGAGAUGCUUAGAGUGAAUUCCCGGUUCAAACCAUUGGGGAAGUUCACUCAACAGUUCGAGCUUUUUAAUUUUUAUUUUUUAUAAGCUGUGAUUGAGGUUUUCUAAUUUCCUUAUUUCCAAUAUCGAAGACAAACGAUGGGCUACCAUUGAAUCUGUUGAGUUUGCUGCUAUCAUAUGAAAAGGCUUAACUGGUGUUAGCAACUUCUCUUCUCUUUGCUUUUCUAUUAUUUUAGAGGUUGUCGUCAUCACUUCUUUCACUCUGAAUGACUCCGCAACAAUUUCAUUGUCUUCGACUCACUAAGGUACCGAGGAGAAGAAAAGGCUAGCAAUUGGCUCGAAAGCAGGGUUAGCAGCGCAUCCCCACGAUGGGUGAGAUUUUGAUUGAAGAUUCAUGUGCCACUUUAACUUUAGACUCUUGACUUUUGAAAGUGGACAACAACCAAUUACUAUGGUUUCUAUAGGAAGCUUCCUUUCAUGUUGUCUUGAAAGGGUUCACAAGAGCUCAAUAAAGAAGAUAGCAGAACAUACUAUGGAGGGGAUCUCUCUAGAAUUGAAAGAAAUUUCCUGCAGAGAUCUCAAAACCUUCAAUUUCUUCCAAAAGCUCUCAGUCUUUGUUGCCGUCUCCAUUUUUAUUGAUGAGCCAAAGAAGAAUGAACAACGGCGAAAAAAGACGGCAGUGGACUUUCUUUAUGGUGUAUUGAAGAGGAACGAGAAGCAACAACAACGUCUGAAGCGGCAAAAGACUCCUCCGAAUACUUUCAACGAUGAAGAAAAGAAGAACGAACAGCAACAACUUCUGCAGCGGCAAAAGACACCAGUGGACAGAGAAGGAGGUAGCAACCCUAAAUGGAACCAUAUGAUGCAGUUUAAUCUCAAUACCACUUCGCUUCCUGAUUACGGUGAUCAUCUCUUUUUCAAAUUUGAAUUGCGCUGCAAAGUUUCCAUCUUUGGUAACAAAACUAUUGGGGAAGUCUGUGUUCCAUUCAAGGAUUUGAAUGAGGAGUUCAACGGCAGUGUCAGGUUUGUGAGCUAUCAGGUCCGAAAUAGCGAUGGGAGGCCUAAUGGUGUCCUGAAUUUUUCCUAUGAGGUGAACGGGAAGGUCAAGAAGAAUGAAGUUGAUGGUGCAAGAGUUGAUUUGCCUCCAGGAAUUCGUUUCUCAUCACCUAAAAAAGUCCAUUAUCCAUCCUUGGAAGUCGAUGUUAAGUCGAGGAAAGCAUGCUUAUAUCCUUCCCUGGAUGAUAUAAGCUUCAGCUCUCCUUCGCCAGGAACCGGGUUUCCUUCUACGGAGUUGUGUUAUCCAGUAAAGGCAUGUUAUACUAUGCCUCCGCCAGCCUUUCCUUUACAGCUUCCUGGGGGUCACAGAGUGUAUCAGCUUCAAUAUCCAUCACCAUUGACACAGUCUCCAGGUUCAUAUUGCUACACAACAAAGACAACUGAGCAUGGUUGCGGUCUUCGUGGGCAUACUGGAGGUUGGGCAAUUAGGGAUGUUAAUGUAUAGCUAGUUAGGUUAGUGUUAGAGAGAAUGUUGAUGUUGAUAUUCUUCAAUAGCAGGCUGGUGCCUGAUGUAAUUUCAUUUGUGUAAGAAACAUUCCACUCUGCCAGGUAGUUAGGGACAUGAGUUCUAAUUAUUGCUACGCUAGACACGUUACCUACAUACUGCUCAUGUCUCGUUGAUCAGUUCGUAGUUGAUAUCAAAGGAAAUGCUAGCUCUCUUUUCUCUCCA